This is a messenger RNA of Bactrocera tryoni, 468 nucleotides long. RefSeq lists its product as uncharacterized. The transcript has 2 exons. The coding region runs from base 1 to 468 and encodes 155 amino acids. Lineage: Eukaryota; Metazoa; Arthropoda; Insecta; Diptera; Tephritidae. The record is from RefSeq and is a predicted model, not a curated record.
AUGAACCAAAGGCUCACAGGUGGAGGUCCAAGUUCCAAGCCGAUGACGGACUUCGAAGAAAUGGCUUUGUCUACAUUUGGCUCGGCCGCUGUAGAUGGGAUGCAAAAUGUACAAAGCCUAGGUUUAACGCCAAUUGAGGAAACGGAUGAAUGCGCAAUUUCAUCACGCACGAGUAGUCCUCUACAAUUGUGCAGUCAGGUAGAUGCAAGCCCAAAUACCGAACACCAUACAGCAAGUCCCUCGACACCACCUACGUAUCUUAGCUUGGAAAACCAGGAUGCUUCAACUUCGAUGCUAUCACGAAAGGCACGAAAUAAGCUUAUCAGCACUUUGAUAGCUGAUAUAUUAAAAAGGAAUGCUACUGAGGAAGAGAGGCGACGGGAGCAUCGUGAAAUGAUGCAGGCCAUUCAAGGCCUAACUAGUUCUAUAACAGAACUAAUAAAAUCGUUUACUAAUAACGUAAAAUAA